GUGUGUGUGUGUGUGUGUGUGUGUGCACGUGCGUGUGCGUGUGCGUGCAAUCAGGACAAUUCAACAAACUACACUAGCCUAUACAAUUGGAGAAUUAAAGUGCACUGCAGACAGUUCCUCAGAUGUAUUUAAGGCUACUAAAAGAACCGCAAGGAAUAAAACAAGUAAAGUCAACUUAAUGUCUGAGACAACCAAAUAACCAUAUCUAUUAUUACUAAUUUGGUUAGCCAAAAUGGUUCAGGUCUGAACUCAUUUUUUGCGUUCUGAAGGAGAAGGAACAGGGUGAAUAGAAAUAGGCUCCCUAGGGGGAAAAGGCUAGGCUACUGAGGAAGUUGUAAAAUGUCAAGCAUGACCCUCCAUGCUUGCCUUACUCUCAAGACACUCUCACAUGAUUCUACUCUUGUGACCCACAUUCCUCCUGAAAUCACUUGCCUGGGUCAUAAUUUGUAGAGUCUACGCACAAAACAAUGGUGUCAGAUGCAAUGGCAGGAUUGCGGAUAAUGAUUCAGUGACAUCAAAAGGAUACUAUUAACAACUUAUGGCCGAUUCACCCUCUCCAGCAGAGUCAAGGAGGUGUAAUUAUUUCUUCCUCUACGAUGGAUCAAAGGUCCAGGAGGAAGGAGACCCCACACGCGCUGGAAUAUGCUUCUUUUACCCCGAGGAGACUCCACUGGAUCAGCAGGAGCUGCUGUGUGGCCAGCUGGCGGGGGUGUGCAGGUGUGUGUCGGAGCUGUCCCUCUCACCUGUGCGUCUGCUCCGGCUGCGCAGGAGCAAGUUUGCUGUGCGCAUGAAGGAACACUUCCUUUGGGCUCUCAGUUGUUCUGUGGACAUUCCAGAUGUUAGCAUGUGCGCCCUGCUGGAUCAGCUGAUCAGCCUGUUUUGUUUCUACCACGGCCCGGUGCGACAGAGUUACCUGCGUCAGAGUCGUGCGGAGCUGGCCCGGCACUGGGCCACGUAUCUCAUGCACCUCCAGGGAGGCUCCUGCGAGCUGCACCACAUCUUCAGCUGCCUGAGGACCAUCGACUCUACCAAUAUCGAUCCAUUGCUGCUUUUGAAAGCAGCCCUGAUCUUGCAGGCCUGCCAACGCUGCCCCCUGGUGUUGGCUGGGUGCAUACUCUACAGAGGCAGGGUGGUGAGCACUCAAAUGCCUCCUGAUUUAACGGUGAAGGUGAUGGUCCAUGAAACAGAGAGCUUUCAUCAACAAGACCAGGGUCCAGUAGCCAAUGGCAUGAAUGGUGGCAGUGGAACGCCCUCCUCCAGCUCCGGCACAACGCCAGUGUUCCUCACCCCAGCUGAACUCCAGGCACUACGCUGCAACCCAGUGGACAAAAGAUGCAGGUCUCACUACACACCCCAACCUCAGCCAAGAUCAAGAAAGUCCCGCCUCCUGUCAAGGACUCUAUCCGACACUCCCACUGAUGAUUCGGACAUCGCCGAUCCUGCCCCCGCUCCCACCCCUUCGUCUUGUCGCUCCUCCAUGUCCGAUGAGUCCUGUCUCAGUGCCGGCCUCUCCUCCGAGGCCAACACCCCAUCCCACAUCAGUCCUGUCCACCAAUCAGAGCGCUACUGCCCAGCAGAUGCUAAGUCACAUGACCAUGGUCUAUCCAAUGGAGUUGCUGCGUGCAAACUGAAAGAGGAUGUCGUUUUGAGCAAGACGGCUAAUGGUUGCAAUAAAAAGGUGGACGUUAGUACUGGCCAGGGCAAUACUGAAGCUAACGGCGCCUUGAUCCUGCCGAACGGAAACGGCCACGAUAAUGGUCACGAACAUGGCAGUCAUGACAACGGCUGUCACCCAGAGACAGUCCCAGACAGCCCCUCCGACCACAGCUCUUACGACGAGCUGUCAGACUCCAGCUGUCACAAGCCCCCAUCAAACGUGUCUGGAAAAGCAGUCGUACCGGAGAACGGAGAAAAGACAAGGACGAAAAAGGCGAGCCUCAGUGCAGACCCAGUGAGGGACAACGAGAUGCAAUCCAGCACUUGCACCAAGAACGGCGUAAUAAACGACACGGAAAGUUUGAAAGAGGGAGAGUCCAAAGAGAAUGGGACAGAGGACAGAAGGCGGGACAAGGGGGAAGACUUCUCUGCACCAUCUUCUCUGCCACUAUCUUCAUCACCACCACCACCACCACCUCCGCCAUCCUCCUCCUCGGAUGAGGAGACCCUGCUGCCCAUGGCUCUGUAUCAGCACAGGGUCAGGGCUCUGGUGCUCUCCCUGCUCGUGGAGCCCCAUUUCCACACAGACCAGGCAGCUGUCGAAGAGGUGUACCACAGCAGCAUGGCCUCUCUGAAUGGCCUGGAGGCUCACCUGCGGAGCAGUACACCGGGGGGGGCGGGGCCCUACGGCCCCUACACCUUCGCUCACUACGACUGCAUCCAGAACACACUCACCACCAACCUGUCUGGGACACCUCAGGACCGACCUUUUGUCAGGGCCACGGCCCUUCUGCAUUCAAAUUUCUCCCAAACACAGACUCUGCAGGAGGCAAUCGUUAGAAAUGCUGGCUCUGCGGUGUAUGGCACACGCAGCUCUGCCCAGGAGACCUACUUCCUCCAGCACGCCACCGCAAUCAGGAACUCUGGCAUACCCAACCACCAGGACAGUGCCUUCUCCCUGCCCAGCAAAGCUCGUCACAGACUGCUCAAACAUGGGGUUAACCUGCUUUGAGAACCACCAAGACAGCACCAGCAAAGCCCGCUACAGACUACUCAAACACGGGGUUAACCUGCUUUGAGAAGCUCGCCACAGACUGCUAAAGUGCAGGGUUAACCCGUUUUGAGAACCACCAAGACAGCACCAGCAAAGCCCGCUACAGACUGCUCAAACACGGGGUUAACCUGCUUUGAGAAGCUCGCCACAGACUGCUAAAGUGCGGGAUUAAAAAGCUCUGAGAACCACCAAGAAAGCGCCAGCAGCAAGGACUCCGCAGGCGUGGUUAACCUUCUUUGAGAACCAAUCAGGAACUCCGGCAUCCCCGACCACCAGCACUGUGCCUCCUUCCCCUGCCCUGCAAAGCCCUCACCUGACUGCCAAAUCACAUGUUUAGCAUGCUUUGAGAAACAGGGUUAGGAAGCAGUCAUCAAGGAACACUUUUUAAGAUAAUUUUAUCACUAUUGUGUGACACCAGAUUGCUCAAAAACGGAGAGCAUAUGACUGCACCCUGUACUUAUCUUGUGUAGAACUAGACAUAAUGUGGUGAGGUAGGAGGUUGUUAACAAAGUUGUAAAAUCCAAAUAAGUCACAAGUCACAAUGGGUGAUAAGUCACAAGUGUCUAAUUUUUAAGAAGGAAAACACGUGUUCAGAUGUCAGAGCAUUUGUUUCUGCACUUUUCACAGAUUUAAUCACUGUUCUAACACAGGGUUACCUAAUCUUUACCAACUUGGGGCCCGCUUGAAAUUUUCACAAAUGUUCGGGGCCCACCUCUGACCUAAUAUGCAAUACAAGCCAAAUAGUCAAGAUCAACACGCACACACAUAUUAUUUAGAUUAGAAAGUAUUUCAAGGCCCUAUGCACAGUUUGAAAAUCCCUUUUCUAACAUACAGUACAUUUGUGCACACCUCAUUAUGAUUAUUUUAAUUAUUAGAACAUGUUCGCCAUAUGCUAUGCUGUGUGAAGCAGGGGUGGCUGCUGAUGGUGAUUUUCAAUGUCAUAUGAGGAACUGAAGUCUUUGGGUAGAUUAUUUUGUAUCUACCCUUAAAGCUUCUAGAAUCUGAUCUGGCAUAUUUGUUUGCGCAUCUUUUUUCUAGACAGUUAUUCGGUGGAAAACUGAAAUUUGCAGUCCCUACCUGGGCUGAGUUUCUCAAAAGAGAAGUUGUUAGCCUGUUAGCAACUUCGGUAGUUGCCAAUGGAAAAAUGCAUUGAAAACAACAAAGUAGCUAAUGUAGUAAGCAACUUUGGUUUUGAGAAAUUCACCCACUACUUGUUAGAGAUGGGGAUUAGCCUAUUAUCAAUGGCAAACAAGGUGUGCACUGGAAUAAUAGAGAGGCAGUUAAGACUGAGAUUAUGUUGAUUCUAAUAUACAUGUUUAAAUAUAAGUUGUUAGAUUUUAUAUUGUCUUUUCUAGAAAUAAAGCCUCUUAAUAAA
This is a messenger RNA of Engraulis encrasicolus (European anchovy), 4085 nucleotides long. It is a transcript of the gene hps4, whose product is annotated as HPS4 biogenesis of lysosomal organelles complex 3 subunit 2. The coding region runs from base 539 to 2668 and encodes 709 amino acids. Gene Ontology annotation, biological process: vesicle-mediated transport; protein targeting; melanosome assembly. The transcript has 13 exons. Gene Ontology annotation, molecular function: guanyl-nucleotide exchange factor activity; small GTPase binding. The record is from RefSeq and is a predicted model, not a curated record. Gene Ontology annotation, cellular component: cytoplasmic vesicle; BLOC-3 complex; lysosomal membrane. Lineage: Eukaryota; Metazoa; Chordata; Actinopteri; Clupeiformes; Engraulidae.